CAGGGCGUGCAUAUCCAGCAGGGCCUGGUUCAGGUUCGUCUCCAGGGCCAACGCGGCUCGCAGGGCGCCCAAACUGCUGUCCUGUUCAUCCCAGGACGGCUUCUGGGUGGCAUCGCAGAGGGCUCCGCGCUGGUUUUGCGUCUUCCACAGACUCUGGGCGCCCUGUCGCUUCUCCUGGGCCAGCUCUCAGAAGAAGUGGCCCAUGCCCUCCAGGGCCACGUCGUCGCGGUGGAAAUGGAGGAUGAGAGAGAGCCUCCAAGUCCUAACCUGCUGAUACAGAUCAGAUGGUGACUGAAUAGAAGCUGCCCCAGUCCUGGGUUCAUGAUGUACGCACCUGUUGAAUUUUCAGAAGCUGAAUUCUCACGAGCUGAAUAUCAAAGAAAGCAGCAAUUUUGGGACUCAGUACGGCUAGCUCUUUUCACAUUAGCAAUUGUAGCAAUCAUAGGAAUUGCAAUUGGUAUUGUUACUCAUUUUGUUGUUGAGGAUGAUAAGUCUUUCUAUUACCUUGCCUCUUUUAAAGUCACAAAUAUCAAAUAUAAAGAAAAUUAUGGCAUAAGAUCUUCAAGAGAGUUUAUAGAAAGGAGUCAUCAGAUUGAAAGAAUGAUGUCUAGGAUAUUUGGACAUUCUUCUGUAGGUGGUCGAUUUAUCAAAUCUCAUGUUAUCAAAUUAAGUCCAGAUGAACAAGGUGUGGACAUUCUUACAGUGCUCAUAUUUCGAUACCCAUCUACUGAUAGUGCUGAACAAAUCAAGAAAAAAAUUGAAAAGGCUUUAUAUCAAAGUUUGAAGACCAAACAAUUGUCUUUGACCAUAAACAAACCAUCAUUUAGACUCACACCUAUUGACAGCAAAAAGAUGAGGAAUCUUCUCAACAGUCGCUGUGGAAUAAGGAUGACAUCUUCAAACAUGCCAUUACCAGCAUCCUCUUCUACUCAAAGAAUUGUCCAAGGAAGGGAAACAGCUAUGGAAGGGGAAUGGCCAUGGCAGGCCAGCCUCCAGCUCAUAGGGUCAGGCCAUCAGUGUGGAGCCAGCCUCAUCAGUAACACAUGGCUGCUCACAGCAGCUCACUGCUUUUGGAAAAAUAAAGACCCAACUCAAUGGAUUGCUACUUUUGGUGCAACUAUAACACCACCCGCAGUGAAACGAAAUGUGAGGAAAAUUAUUCUUCAUGAGAAUUACCACAGAGAAACAAAUGAAAAUGACAUUGCUUUGGUUCAGCUCUCUACUGGAGUUGAGUUUUCAAAUAUAGUCCAGAGAGUUUGCCUCCCAGACUCAUCUAUAAAGUUGCCACCUAAAACAAGUGUGUUCGUCACAGGAUUUGGAUCCAUUGUAGAUGAUGGACCUAUACAAAAUACACUUCGGCAAGCCAGAGUGGAAACCAUAAGCACUGAUGUGUGUAACAGAAAGGAUGUGUAUGAUGGCCUGAUAACUCCAGGAAUGUUAUGUGCUGGAUUCAUGGAAGGAAAAAUAGAUGCAUGUAAGGGAGAUUCUGGUGGACCUCUGGUUUAUGACAAUCAUGACAUCUGGUACAUUGUAGGUAUAGUAAGUUGGGGACAAUCAUGUGCACUUCCCAAAAAACCUGGAGUCUACACCAGAGUAACUAAGUAUCGAGAUUGGAUUGCCUCAAAGACUGGUAUGUAGUGUGGAUUGUCUAUGAGUUAUGCACAUGGCACACAGAGCUGAUACUCCUGCGUAUUUUGUAUUGUUUAAAUUCAUUUAGUUUGGAUUAGUGCUUUUGCUAGAUGUCAAGAAGCCCUUCAGACCCAGACAAAUCUAAUAUCCUGAGGUGGCCUUUACGUACGUAGGACCAAACCCUCUCUACCAUGAGGGAAGAAGACACAGCAAAUGACAGACAGCACCUAUUCCUUACUCACAAGGGAAACUGCUUGUGAUACUUCCUAAUAAGAUAAAUAAGUGGUUUCCCUCAAUUGAAGACAGGAACAUCAUUUUCCACAGGAUAUGAAGAGCUGCCAGUAAUGCCAAAAUCUUACCUCAUAUAAUACCUGGAGCAUGUGAGAUUCUUCUAGUGAAAAAGAACAGUCUUCCCUGAAGACUCAGGGCUUCAACAUUCUAGAACUGAUAAGUGGACCUUCAGUGUACAAGAAUGGAGAAGCAUGGGAUUUGCAAUAUGACUUGAACUGGGCUUAUAUCUAAUAAUACAGAGCACUAUCACUAACCUCAACAGUUGACAUUUUAAAAGUUUUUAAAUGUAUCUGAACUUGCUGUUAACACAGUGUUAUAACUCAAGCACUAGCUUCAGGAAGCAUGUUGCAUUGUUAAGAAGCUUUUCUGAUUUAUUCUUUAACAGCAUCUUGCCAUCUAUAUGUUAGUUGCAGUUGGCCCAGAAAGGACAAAAAAAAAUUAAGACUCUUUGGAACGUUUUUCCGUGAGCACAGGAGGAUAAAAAGAAGCAGAUGAAGGCUAGGAGAGUUGGUUUCAAAUAAUUAGUAACAGGACAAGCACGCUAAUUUUUGAUGGAAUGAGUUAUCCAAUUAUUUACUUAGAAAUAUUUAUAUCGGUAUAUGGCAACUGGUACUUUUGUAAGUCUUCAGCUCUCUGACAAGUCAGAUGUCCAUCAGAGUAUCAGGUCAGGUGUCUAUCAGAAUAUCAGAGCUGAUUUGUGUAAAGCUUUGUGUAAAGCACGUAGGACAGUGCCUUGCAUAUACUAUGAACUAAAUAAAUCUUUGUUAUAUGGAAAUGAAUGCCUUGGCAAGCUUUAAGAUAAAUGAGCUCAAUUUUUUUUCAAAUAAGUGGUACAUACGGCCCAAAUCCUAAUGAUGGUAAUAGUGAUAGAAAACAUGGACUUUGAACCAGGCUCCUCAAGUUGAAACAUCGUCUCUGCCUCAUAGGAGCUGUGUGUCCUUGCUGAAGUUACUUAACAUCUCUCUUCAUUAACUCUUUCACCUCUACAAUGGGAAUAAAAGUGGUACUACCUCAUAAUAGUUGUUUUGAGAAUUAAAUGAAUUAACACAAGUAAAACACUUGCAAUAGUGUCUGCACAUGGUAAUGUCUCAUGGAUUAGCUACUAUUUAUCAUUAAUAAUGUGCUUUAGACUCCAUAAAACUUACUAUACUUUUAAAAAAUUGAUCUUUGCUUCUUUAAAGCCAUGUAAUUGAUUUCAAAGUACUUUGAAUUACAUUGUAAGACAAAUUCGGUGAACUACUAUAAUUUUUUCAAAAUCACUUUUAUGCCUUAUUAAUAUAUUUUGCACUAUGUCUGCUUAUAGACAAGUAGUCAUAGGAUGUGACAAUCAUCUGUCACCAUAGUUCUGACUACACAGAUGCAUCCGUAUUUCUAUAGACCUCAAAUGUGAGGUUAGAUUUGCUGCUCUGAUUUAUUAGAGAAAAAUCUAGACUAUUCAUUUCCCUAGUGUUGGAAAAUUUUGUUAGUUUACAUGUACAUGUGUUUAUAUGUAAAUGAGAGAAAUACAACUAAAAAUAUCUCCCAGUUAUGUUUUUUUUUGUUUCUUUUUUUUGUUUUUUGGACUGAAGAUAUGUUUUAUCUCCCAGUUAUUAUUCACAUCUCAGUAAGAUAUAAACACAAAAAGCUUAUCAUACACAUUUCCUCUUUAAAAAUGAAAUGUCAUCGAAUUUCUGAGUCAAUGACUAGGAAUAACUACCACCAGAGAAAGCAGAGUAAAAACUUAAAUUCUUACACGUCCUUCACUUAAACUCCUACAGUUUGCAUAUAGCACAGAAACAUUUAAAGUUUUUGAGAAUGUUUAGCAUAUUAAAGAUGGGCUUGAUUGAUGAUGAGCAUAUUUUAUAUUAAAACUAAACACUUCCUUUAGUAGAUACAGGAAAGCAGAUCUGUCUACCAAAAAUUACUUUCCUCUAUGUAAUUUCUAUAACCAUGAAUAUGUGUUUUGUGUAAUUUUAUUUAUAUUUAAUAAGACUGUGAUACCUUUUUGUGAAUAAGUAUCUGUGAAACUGUGUAUACUGAUUUAAAUAUUUCUGUCCUUAAUUCAAUUGAAUUCAAUGAUAUUUAAGCACAAAUGAGAGAAAUAAAUACACAAGGUUAUAAGAAAAUCCAAUAAUGGAAAAGUGGAUUUUUUAAACAGAAUUUAUAUGUCCUAUUUCUAGUUAGGUGUCUGACUUAUUGAUUGGUUUUGUAGGAAUCAUGUAAUGUUUUUCACCUCAUGUUUUCCAUCUUCCAAAUGGGACCUUAAGCUGUCUACCUUAUGGCAUUGUUGUGAGACUUUUGAGAUGAAUAAUAAAGUUGAAAAUUCUAUGAAUGUUCA
Molecule: messenger RNA, 4237 nt
Organism: Pan troglodytes (chimpanzee)
Lineage: Eukaryota; Metazoa; Chordata; Mammalia; Primates; Hominidae
Gene: TMPRSS11F
Product: transmembrane serine protease 11F
Exons: 11
Coding region: 322-1638 (438 amino acids)
Biological process (GO): proteolysis
Cellular component (GO): extracellular region; plasma membrane
Molecular function (GO): serine-type endopeptidase activity
Source: RefSeq, a predicted model, not a curated record